Puccinia graminis f. sp. tritici CRL 75-36-700-3 is the source of this 498-nucleotide messenger RNA. RefSeq lists its product as uncharacterized. Lineage: Eukaryota; Fungi; Basidiomycota; Pucciniomycetes; Pucciniales; Pucciniaceae. The record is from RefSeq and is a predicted model, not a curated record. Bases 1 to 498 code for a protein of 165 amino acids. The transcript has a single exon.
AUGGCCCGACAAGUCGAAAGACGAGUUGUGGUGAACGAAUGUCCAGCUCGAGCUUGGGGGGAAAGGACGGAUCACGCAACUAAAGCGCAGAAGGAUCCGAUGACGAGAGCGACCAUGGAGGGCAGAGCGGCGGCGCGGACGGAGGAAGACUUGGCGUUGGUGUUAGCAGAGCCGUUGGUCUUGAAUCUGUUGCCGUUGAUGUCGGCGUUCAUGCUGGAGUUCUUGGAGGACGCGUUGGCGUUGGAACUGGAGUUGUUCGAGGUGUUGGCUGGUGGCGACGAUUCAAGGUUGCCGCCGGGGGACGUGCCGUCUUCCCGGCGAGGGGAUAGUCCCCAGGAAAGCGCCCGUUGGGCCGUUUGGCAGCGCCAGCCGAACAAUGCUCCUUCACUCCGCAUAGAGGCACGGGUGGCUUCCGCUGCUCUGACCUACAAUCGAAGUCCACUUUCGAGAGUGGCCUGCCGCCGCAGAGGCGUGCAAGACGUAAAGGCGAGGCCAUGA